CAACCAUGGUUAGUUAUUAUCAUCAUCUUCCUUGAACACAUUGACCUCUCCUCCCUAUUUAUCUCCUAAAUUCAUCUCAAAUUUUCACUUCCAUUUUUGUUUUCUCUACUGAAAAAAAAUCCAUGGAGUAUCCAACAUUAGACAUAAAUGUUGUCUCCGGAAAAGAUCUCAACAAGGUCAAUCUCAUCACAAAAAUGGAUGUAUACGUCGUCGUUUCAAUCUCCGGCGCCGAUGACGACAGAUCUAAUCAGAAAACCAAAACCCACGUUGAUCAUGACGGUGACAAUAACCCUACCUGGAAUUUCCCCAUCAAAUUCACCAUAGAUGAUAGCCCUGCUGUUCAAAACCGUUUGCAUCUUGUUUUCAAGCUUCGAUGUCAAAGGGCGCUUGGAGAUAAAGAUAUUGGACAAGUUGAGGUACCCAUCAAAGAGCUUCUCGAAUCUUCCAAUACCACUAAACAAUUUGUAAGUUAUCAAAUCAGAAAACCUUCCGGUAAACCCAAAGGUCAACUCACUUUUUCCUAUCAAUUUAGUGAUAAGAUCACCGGUAAUACUGUCGUUGAUUCUAAAAUUGAAAACCCCGUUACUGCUUAUCCGGCGGCAAAUCCAACCCCGAUGGUGGGAUCCACUUCUGUGUACCCACCAAUACCGCCGCCGCAGCAAGGUCCAAGUGGGCUAUACCCACCGCCUCCGAUCUACGCUUCUGGUGGGAGUGGUCCUGCUCCUCCACCGCCGGUGGCAUAUCCACCAUCUGCAACGGCAGGUUAUCCACCGCAACCGAUGGGUUAUCCACCAGUUGCAGCGGGAGGAUAUGGAUAUGGAUAUCCACCGGUGGCGGCAUAUACUCCGCCACCGCAGUAUGGAUAUCCACCUCAUCAAGGUGGACAUGGAUAUGGGUAUCCACAGGUGCAACGGCCGCCGAAGAAGAAUAAUAAUAACAUGGCGUUAGGAUUAGGGGCGGGUUUGCUUGGUGGAGCACUUGGAGGAAUGAUAAUCGGAGAUGCAAUAUCAGAUGUUGGAGGAGGUUUUGAUGGUGGAUUUGGUGAUGUUGGGGGAUUUGAUUUUUGAUUUUUUUUUUUUAGUUUUAAUUCGAGUGUUUUUAUUUCAUGAGUAGAAAUUAGUUCUUGUGAAAAUUGUGAUAUUAUGAAUUUUUUGAUAACAUAAAUAAAUAAUUAUUGAAUGUAUGUAUUAUCUAUUUGAGUUGAUUAUUUUGGUUUUCUAAA
Molecule: messenger RNA, 1222 nt
Organism: Solanum lycopersicum (tomato)
Lineage: Eukaryota; Viridiplantae; Streptophyta; Magnoliopsida; Solanales; Solanaceae
Product: protein SRC2-like
Biological process (GO): defense response
Source: RefSeq, a predicted model, not a curated record